Amborella trichopoda is the source of this 2398-nucleotide messenger RNA. RefSeq names its product Calcium-binding EF-hand family protein. Gene Ontology annotation, cellular component: trans-Golgi network membrane. The record is from RefSeq and is a predicted model, not a curated record. Gene Ontology annotation, molecular function: calcium ion binding. Lineage: Eukaryota; Viridiplantae; Streptophyta; Magnoliopsida; Amborellales; Amborellaceae.
AGCGCCUCUUCUUCCUCCAUUCCUUUGACGGAGUCUGCCAGGCAAAGAGCGGCAGCAAAACGUGCUUUCACGGACACAUUUCUCUCUCUCUCUCUCCAUUAUCUCUCUCUAUUCUAGGCUCUCUUUCUCUCUCUUCCUUCUCUCUAUAUACUUAUUUUAGGCGGUGGGGUUGUUGACGAAAAUGUCACCCAUUUUCUCCACCAAAUCAGAACGAGACCUAGCCCCCAUCAAAGUCACACCAAAACCAGACACAGGAACCCUAAGUUUUCACCAGAAAGCCAUUUCCAAGAAGCUACACAUCGCAGGCAUACCAAAUGGUUGAAGAUCCAUGGAAAUUUCAAGGUUCACCUUGAUGGAGAAGCUUAGAUCAUAAAGGAGUUGCAGAAUCGGAAAGAUCGGCUAAAAUCCCAGAGAUUGAGCCAAAAGUCGAAGCAUUUGGUUUUGGAUCCUUGGAAAUGUCAUUCAUUUAGCGGAAAAAAAAGAGUGCACAGUGAAAGGGAGUUACAAAAUUCCGAUAUCUGUGUUCGAAAUUUUUUUUCCGAUAUUUGAUUGAGAUUACGAGAAAAGGUGAAUCAGAUGAUUAAGGAUUCAUGAAAGUGGCGAAGAUCGAGGAAAAGGAGUAGCAUAAAGUGACCGGGCGAAGCACACUUUGCAGUUUUAUUGUAAGUUCAUUGAAUGAAUUUACUUUAUUGAAAGUUCGUUGAAUGAAUUUGCUGUAUUGAAAGUUCAUUGAAUGAAUUUGCAAAGCCAUUUUCAAACGAUCGUUUGGUCUUGACGUUAAAUAUCCAUUGAGACCUCACAUUGCGAGAAAAGAGGUUCGGAGGGCUAAAAAUCCUUGUACAAAAUACAAACACAGAUAGAAGGUUGAAGUUACAGUUACGUUAGAUAUCCAGAAAAGGAAAGCUAAAAGAUUGAGUAUUUGGUUAAAGCUGAAGGAUCAAUCUACAGAGGAAGCUCUAAGAUGGGUGAAAAUAAGGUAAAUGCUUUCCUUUGAAUUCUACAAUUUUGUUAGAAAAUUGUUACUGGUUAGGUCAUAGAUCAAGAGAAACAUUUUUAGGUCAUAGAUCCCGUUAAAGUUGGGUGAAAGGCUUAAAGAUCCUGUAAAAGUGGUACAAAAAGUUAUAGAAAGGUGGUUACUGGAGAAUUUCCUUUCUGGCAAAACACAGAAAACAGAGGGAAACACUAAAGAUUCAUAAAGAGCUCAAUAUCGAGCAGAGAAACCCUAAUUCUUUUCGGAAACAAAGGAGUAGCAAGAGGAGACAGUGGUAAAAUCACUUCCCAUAGAACGCCAAUUUAAACCGGUUGGCAUUGGAUAAAAGAUGAAGAAAUCAAUCCACUGCGAAGUUUCAAAACCACUAUAAUACCAUUGUUGUCAUAGAGCCUGAGCUUCUUCAAUAGCUACAACUCUCUGAGCUCCUCUCCAUUUUUAGUCAAAACAGAAGUGGGUAAACAACGAAAAGGCAAAAAGUAAAGGAAAGAUAACCAUGGCCGAUGGCUCAGUGAAACUUGAUGAUGAACAAUUAUCAGAGCUUCGAGAAAUCUUUCGAUCUUUUGAUCGGAACAAUGAUGGAAGCCUAACCCAAUUGGAGCUCGGUUCUCUUCUUCGCUCUCUUGGCCUGAAACCAAGCCCUGACCAACUCGAAGCCCUAAUUCAAAGGGCUGACACCAAUAGCAAUGGUCUUGUAGAGUUUUCUGAAUUUGUUGGCUUAGUAGCACCAGAGCUUCUACCAGCUAAGUCUCCUUACACAGAUGAACAACUUCAAUCUCUAUUUCAGCUUUUUGAUAGAGAUGGAAAUGGUUAUAUAACAGCUGCUGAAUUGGCCCAUUCAAUGGCUAGACUGGGCCAUGCUUUGACUGCUAAAGAGCUUACAGGAAUGAUCAAGGAGGCAGACACUGAUGGGGAUGGAAGGAUCAGUUAUCAGGAGUUUGCACAGGCCAUUACCAGUGCUGCUUUUGAUAAUUCAUGGACAUAGGACUCUAAGGACGGAGGAAGGUUGCGUACAUGGAGCCUGGACUUGAUUGAUAUAAGUGGGUUUUCCCACGCUUGCAUGGGGAUUUGGAGUUUCUAUAACCAACUCCUCGGCAAACUGGUUUCUCUUUCUAUUUAUUUCAUAUUGUUCUUCCAGUCUUUGUUCCUUGCAAUUGUGUCUUUUAUUUCUUCUCCUUAGAGUUUUCCUUCUGUUGUUUGAAAGUUUCGAGUUCUUUUGUGGGGAACAUGUAUACUCCAGUAGUCUCCUUGUUCUUCUUGUUUACUAAAACUCUAGAGCUAGUGAGUAACAUGUGAUAGCCCAGGUUUUUUUUCUUUUUUUGAGCUCUUUUAACACCUUGUGUUGUAAGUUCAAAUCUCAUGUAUUGCAAUCAGGGAGGGAAAAAAACAUCCGAGCUUGUCCUUUUAGCU